This is a messenger RNA of Haliotis rubra (blacklip abalone), 1965 nucleotides long. Its product is annotated as TATA box-binding protein-associated factor RNA polymerase I subunit A-like. The coding region runs from base 159 to 1361 and encodes 400 amino acids. The record is from RefSeq and is a predicted model, not a curated record. Lineage: Eukaryota; Metazoa; Mollusca; Gastropoda; Lepetellida; Haliotidae. Gene Ontology annotation, cellular component: RNA polymerase I transcription regulator complex. The transcript is spliced from 13 exons. Gene Ontology annotation, biological process: transcription by RNA polymerase I.
AGUGCUGUCUGCUUGUAUUUAACUGUUUACCCAGCGUUUAGGUGGCGUCAUGGAUGAUGAUGACGACAUGUCAGAUUCAUUGUUACGUUUGGAGGAACUGUUGGUGUUGAUUACAAAGAGCACUCACAAUCGCUACAUAGCACUGGAUGAAGAAGUAAAUGAAGAGUCUGUCAAACAAUGGUUUUUUUCAGCUGAAUGAAGAUUUCAAGAUGACAACAUCUGGAUUAGACUACCAAGCUAAAGCCAAAGGACACACGUAUAUUGUCCCCCAAUUCUUCAAACUGCUGCAGGAGUGUUUCCUGACCCACCACUGGCUUGGAGCUGUGAAAAUACUGCAAGCUCUGGCUUACGAACCCAAAGGAACAUCGCAGACCAUUUGGAAGGCAGGAAUGGCAGUGAUGUACAGCAACUCUAAAGAAAAUGACAUUUUCAUAGCACAGUUUUUCAGGCAGCUGAAACAUUUCAAGGACUUGCAUGCCGAGGAUAUGAUACUUGAGUAUGUGAUGUACCUGUUGCAGCAGGGGAGAGUAGCAGAUGCUGCAACUACCUCCAGACUCAAGGAUAGAAGACAUGGCUUUGAAAGAACAAUGAACCUGCCAUCUCACCCUCCCUUUGUCUACAAAGCCUACAAAGGGGCUGCUAUGAUGUGGCAGUCGUCAUCCCAAGCUAACUAUGAUGAGAUGAGGAUAGUUCACCACGCCAAGAAGGCCAUAAAGCUGAUGGACGAUUUGUGUGACCAGCCGGGGGUGUGGGACACUUUCAUUGUCAAACUCGUACAGAUGAAGGAGGAGAUUGAGGGGAAGGAUGCUGCCCUGAGUGUACUAACCAGAUACAGGGACCAGAACCCAGACAACCCCAACUCUCACCGAUACAUCUACGACUUCUAUGUCAAACAUGGCGCUUCAGAUGAAGACAAGAUAAAGUGCCUUAAGGGACUUGCUAAGAGGGACCCAUCAAAUGCUCUCAUUUUAAAGUUGUGUCACCUUUUAAAUGAUUGUCACUCGGUCGGGUCUCUUCUGUUCAACCUACUGGACUACUGUAACUGGCAACACAAUUUGACUCCAUGGAAGGAAUUUAGGCAAUACUUGCAUCACAUAUAUUCAAGCAAGCUGACUUUAAACAUCUCUGUGGUGCAAGACUGCUGGCAGGAGCGCAAGUCAUGGUGGCCUGCCUACCAUUUUAUACUGAAGAAUGGUUGGAGCUCUGACCAGGCACAAACAGCAGUGUUCUGUGAGAAAGCAGUCUGUGCGGAAUUCUUAGUGGGGAAAGAUAAUAGCUUUACCAUGGAGGUAAUGAAAGGUCUAGAUGAAGAAAAUCAGAAGAAACUUUUUGACAUGUUGAAAACACUGGAUGAUUCCUGAUGCUAUGAAGAAUCAGUCGAAGGAUGUUCACCAUAAAGGGCAGCAGUCAUUCCAGAAGGGAUAGAAUGCUGAAGUUAUUCAAAGACAUUAUGCUACAAAAUGGGUAAAUUGUGACUUUACUUGCAAGGGUAGCAACCUGUUACUGGAGGAACCAUGCAGUAUACAGUAAUGCCAUGAUUUAACUUCAGUUGAUGGACGUGUUACUCAGAAACAAUUAACAGCCAGAUUUGACUGACAAAUGUUUAAUAUAUUUUAUUACUUGCCGCAAAUACAAAACAUAUGUAGGAAGUACAUGUGUAGGAUUAACAAAUACAACAGGCAGCUAUAGUUCAGUCUUACAAAGAAAUGUUUGGUGAUAAAACCAUGAUCGUUUUUAAAUUGUUUUGUUUUGUCAUCAUGUGUUGUUUCCAUUGAUUAAAGUUUAUUAGAACACUUCCUAUUGGGAUAAAGCCGUGACAGGUCCCAGUAUAUAGUAUGUAUUGUGACAGUUGACCAGAGAAUCAAAUCUACUUUUUAUGUGUAAUGUUCAUUGUGAUGUUAAAAGCUAUUUACUUAAAUGUUAUCUGUUUGCUCAAAGCACCAAUGAAGACUUUGUUGAAAUGGA